UUCUUUCUCCCAUCAUCGUUCACAGUUCACACUUGGGGGAGAGAAUAAGCGUAACUCUCAUAGGCUUUUCCAUAAACACAUCAACCCUCAUUCUCUCACUCUCUCAUAGUUUUUCUCUUAAAAACAGGGUUGUUGUAAAUCACAUCGUUGAUCACUUUAUGUAAAUCACAUCGCCAUUAGCAGGAAUGGACAAGUAUGUGAUUAAGAGAAAGAGAACUUCAGAAGAGUUUUUUUCAUGUUCUAUUACUUCUGAUGGAACUGAUCCACAACAAGUAGCUUCAAUUUCAAGUACUCAAGUACCUUCGUCUUCUAGUGCUCAUGGUCCAAAAGUACCUUCUGCCGAUGUUCCUAGUCCACAAGCAGCGUCCACAGUUGUAGAUGAGGAGGUAUUGAGGUGGGAUAUUCAAACAGACCCUUCAAUGAGAAAACCAAUCUUAAGUUAUCAUCCAAAUGAUCAAGAUAAAGUCUGAAGAGCUUAUAUUCAAAGGGGUCCUUUCCAACCCAAAAAUUUUCCCUUUCCACAAAAGCUAAUGGGACAAAAGAAUCCAUCAAACCGACGUUUCAAUGAAGCUUGGUUUUUAAAACAUGGAAGUUGGAUAAAGUAUAACAUUUCCAAAGAUGCUACCUUUUGCUUGCCUUGUUAUUUUUUUAGAAGUUGUGGUAAGGGCAAAGGUGUUUGUGAUGCAUUUGUAAAUACAGGUUUUUCAAAUUGGAGUCAACCUGAUAAGUUAGAAAAACAUGUUGGAAACAUAAUAGUGUUCACAAUGAUGCCUAUAUGAAAAGCCGCGAGUUACUACAGGAGUCACAUCAUCUUCGGAAUAUCGUUAGACGUCAAACAACAGAAGAGGGUUUGGGGUACAUGAUUCGUGUGAAUGCAUCAAUUGACUGUAUGCGGUUUCUCUUAUGUCAAGGAUUAGCUUCUCGUGGCCAUGAUGAAUCUGAUACUUCACAUAAUCAAGGUAACUUUCUUGAACUCCUUAAAUACACAACUGAAUAUAAUGAUAGUAUCAAGAGUGAAGUUUUGAAAAAAUCUCCUGGUAACAACAAGCUAACAUCACCAGACAUGCAAAAAUAUAUUGGUGAUUCCCUUUUUGCCGUUAUGGUUGACGAGUCUCGCGAUGUAUCUGUUAGAGAGCAAAUGGCAGUUUGUAUACGUUAUGUCAACAAGGAAGGAUGUAUUAUUGAAAGGUUCAUUGGCAUCAUUCAUGUCCUUGAAACGACGACAAUUUCAUUGAAGAAUUCAGUUGAUGCAUUACUUUCUAAAUAUGGUUUAAAUAUAAUGAGAUUGAGAGUUCAGUGUUACGAUGGUGCUUCUAAUAUGCAAGAAAUGUUGGAGAUUGUAAGGCGAGAAGGUACUAGUGAAGCGAGGGGAAAAUCAUAUGAUUUUCUGAUUUUGAUGCCGACAUUUGAUUUUGUCUUUACUUUGUUUCUGACACCUUUCUCCGUGAUGUGCUUUCUAGUAACAAAUUUUUUGAGUUGGUUGGAAUCAGUGGGCUUGCCAAGAAAAUGGUUGAGACCAAAAGAUAUAGUAUAUCCUCAUGUUUACUUGUUGAUUACAUUGUCUUUGAUAUUUUCGGUUGCUACCGCUACCGUUGAGAGAGUGUUUUCCGCUAAGAAGAUAGUGAAGAAUCGUUUGCGAAGUCGUAUUGGUGAUGAGUAUAUGAAUAAUUGUAUGCUCACAUAUAUUGAACGAGAAAUUUUUCGCAGUAUCAGCACCGACAAGAUUAGAAAAGGAUUUCGACUUAUGGCACCACGUCGUGGGUAUUGUUGAAUAUAGUAAGAGUUGGGUUUUUUGGUAAAGCAUAUAAGGUGUUCUUUUGGGGUAACAAUGCUGCAUAGAAGGUGGUUUUUUGGGACUUUUGUGGAUAUUUGAAGCACUUCUACAUGAUGCAUAAAGACAUAAAUUUAUAGAAAAUGAUCAGAAAUUUUAAAAUUAACUAUCUAACGUGCCUCUUGUGGUGUAUAUUUUGUUGUUACUGAACACUUGGGGUUUAUGAUAAUGAAAAAUAUUUUUGUUA
Papaver somniferum (opium poppy) is the source of this 2018-nucleotide messenger RNA. RefSeq lists its product as uncharacterized. Gene Ontology annotation, molecular function: protein dimerization activity. The transcript is spliced from 5 exons. Lineage: Eukaryota; Viridiplantae; Streptophyta; Magnoliopsida; Ranunculales; Papaveraceae. Bases 776 to 1771 code for a protein of 331 amino acids. The record is from RefSeq and is a predicted model, not a curated record.